Molecule: messenger RNA, 540 nt
Organism: Zychaea mexicana
Lineage: Eukaryota; Fungi; Mucoromycota; Mucoromycetes; Mucorales; Lichtheimiaceae
Exons: 1
Coding region: 111-395 (94 amino acids)
Source: RefSeq, a predicted model, not a curated record
CUGGUUAUUAAAUACUACAUGUUUGACGAGCUAUGUAUCUGCUUUGCCAACCACCUGCUUAUAGCAUCAAUCACUAGCAAAUCUAUGUAUACGAGGGGAAAAAGAAAUUAAUGCGUCCAAGGUCUUUUGCCGCUUUUCCCCUUUUGUCUCCGCUUCUCGUUCCUCCUAGAUCAUUGCAGGAAUCUGACCACAUUAAAAAAAAAAAAGAGUCCAAUUGCCAUCACAAUCAUCACAGUCUUACGUUCAUUCUCUCCAUGGCGUCCCUCUAUGACGAGACAAACGAUAAAACGUAUCCACUCGAACCGAACGUUCCAUUCAUUCUUGGCAGAGGAGACAACCUCAACAUUCACGAUCCACGCGUCAGUCGUAACCAACGUAAGGAACUGCGCAAUUGAGUCGAGUUGCUGCAAACAACCACCACCACUGCCAGAUCCAUGUUUGAGAGCUUGUAGAACUGAACCUGCCACGCGUCUCUCUCCCACUCAAUUUUUUUUUUGCUAUUUUGAAUAUAUAAUAGUUGAGGUGAACCUCCUUGAAGAC